CCACACUUAUAAGCCACGGACAACACGCCGCCUCCUCAGCAGCCGCGCCACAUCCGAGGCGCCCACGCAGACGCAGCCCAACCCGAGAGCGGAGCAGACAGCAGAGCAAGGGGGAGAGAGGAUAGAGGGAGACUGAUCGAUGUCUUCCGCAUCGGUUCCGCCGCCGGUGGCGCCGGAGCGGAGGGUGCCCGUGGUGGUGCCGGUGGUGCCACACUUGGCUGAGGAGGGAGGAGGCGGGAGCGGGAGCGGGGGCAUGGCGGGGAUAUCGCCGAGCAUCCUUAUCAUCGCUGUAAUCGUGGUGGUGAUGCUUCUGGCGUCCAUCUCCAUCCACUACUUCAUCCGCAGUCUCUGCCGCCGCUCCCCCUCCUCCGCCUCGGGGUCCUCGGCGCCGCCGCUCCCGCUCGUGGCGGUCCGCAGCUCCGCGGUGGCCCCGGCGGCGGCGGCGGCGGCGCCCGUGGCCGACCAGGGGAAGGAGGCGGCCGCGGAGAGGGAGCGGCUCAUCGGGCGGCUGCCGCUCUUCACGCUGGCGUCGUCCCUCGCCGCGCUGCCCAGGUCGUCCAGGGACUGCGCCGUGUGCCAGUGCGUGUUCUGCGCCGACGACGAGCUCCGCCUCCUGCCGGCGUGCCGCCACGCCUUCCACUCCGGCUGCGUCGACCCGUGGCUCCGCGCCAACCCGUCCUGCCCGCUCUGCCGCGCCUCCAUCGCGCUCCCGUACCCGCCGCUCCCCGAGCUCCUCCGCGUCGAGCUCGGCAGCGUCAGCAGCCGCCGCUCCACGUCGUCCUCCUCCUCCGCGGCCGUCGCCGCGGCGCCGCCAGAGGGAGUCCGGGCGUACCCGCUCCCCAACUCCAACACCAACACAGAGUACCUCGUGGAGGAGGACCUCCAGGUCGUCCUCAAGCCGCCCAGUGCCGCCAACCCGGCGCCGCCGCCGCCCCCCACGGCUCGAAUUACCGGCGAGCCGAGCCAGCAGCUGGCAGCCGCGGCGGAGCGCGGGCUGUCGUCGUCCGUGACGCCGACAGCGUCGUUCAGGUCGGUGGGGCGUUCCAGCAGCAGGUGGAGCAACCGGUGGAGCAGCCGGUGGAGCAGCGGGCGGUGGAGCAGCCGGUACGACGCCGGGAGCGUGACGGCCGCCGCCACGGCCGAGUGGUGGUGGGACAUGGACGGCGGGGUGGCGCCAGCGUCGCGGCGGGCCGAGUCCGAGGACGGCAGCGCCUUCUACGGGUUCGUGCGGUGGUUGACGGGAGCAUACUAGCUACGUACUACUAGUAAACAGCGCGUUCCAACGGCGGGACAAGCUCCGGCCUCCGGCGCCGCAGCCCCGGCGCCGCGCAUGCAGUGUAAUCUCCAAACUGCCCCAAAACCGGAUGGAUUCUGAUGCCGCUGCCGCUGCCGCAGUCUCUGCUUUUGGGCAUCCGCGACCUUCUCUCUCUUGGUUUCUUUUGGGGUGCCGUACGGAUUACAAAACUGGCUCCGGCUUGGAGAAUGUCGGCGGGAAGGCUGAGGAAUUCGCUCGCUCGGGGACUUUGAGGCGAACCGAAACGAAACGAAACGAAAAUUCCACAUCUUCCCAAGCUUUCUGCUCCUACUCUAGUACGUGCUGCAUUUUGAUUUGAGUUGUACUCCUAUACUGGUCAGUUUGUAAUUUUCAUUCCAUUGGUCACUGUGGAUUGUGCAGUGCAGUGAUGAAGAGAGAGUGAUUUUGCUCUCUGUCUCAUGUGCGCGACAGUGCGAGACUGUGUGCGUCGUAGCGUGGUACAUGAAACUAGUAGGGGACAGCGGUGUGCUUUGAGGCAGGGCAGGCGAAGAAAGCAUUUGUUGUGUGUAGGCGUAGAGAGUGCACAUGGAGGUGUGGUGUUGUUGGGAUAUGGGUGCAGAUUCCUGGUCCAUGCCAUGCAGCAUGAGCAUGAGCAUGAGCGUGAGAUCAAGAACUCGGCUCUACUCGGAUGGAAAAAGGACUUGGCUGUCCCAUUGGACAAGUAAUCAUCUCCUACUAUCAUCUGCUAGUAGCUAGCAUGAGUAUAUUAUUAUCUACUGUUAGUUCAAAGUGAUCAUUUUUGUUGAA
Messenger RNA from Triticum dicoccoides, 2062 nucleotides. RefSeq names its product E3 ubiquitin-protein ligase ATL4-like. Gene Ontology annotation, biological process: protein ubiquitination. The transcript has a single exon. The coding region runs from base 140 to 1252 and encodes 370 amino acids. Lineage: Eukaryota; Viridiplantae; Streptophyta; Magnoliopsida; Poales; Poaceae. The record is from RefSeq and is a predicted model, not a curated record.